AUGCAGCAAAAUCUACAAUAUUCAUAUAGUUCGGAUCCCCGAUCGGGUGGUAAUCAAAACCAGCAGCUCCAUGGAAUAUCAUUUCAACAGAAUUCGUAUCAGCCGACGUCGUACUCGAAUUCGAACAGCAACACAUUCCAUUCAUCGUCAUCCGCUGCUUUCAUACCAAAUACAGUGACGCAGGCACCCCAACAUCGGAGGGGAGAAGAGAAGAAUCUGGUGAAUAUGCUCGAUGCAUAUUUUAUAGAUAGUACGACACCGUCCACGUCAUCUUCUUGGAAUAAUCAGCAGCCCGUACAGAUGUCGUCAAUACAGCAGUCCGUGAGCACGUACAACCAGCAGAUACCGCCGCUGAAGGAUGUGGACCUGCGAGAUGACAGUAUGAGUAUGAAAAUGGGCGGAUCACCCGAUAAAAGUGAAAAAGAUCGUGUAAAGAAAGCGCGUCAGGCAGAGGCAGCCCGUAUGCGUUACCAUCGUCUAUCAAAUGAGGAGAAGCGAGAACUUAAUCUGAAAAGAACGCUAGCACAGAAGCGAAAACGACAACGUGAGAAAGAGAUGGAGGAAUUGGAGUCAAUCCUUCGUGAGACCAACGACAUUCAAGAGGAUCCGGAUAUCACGGAGCAGUUGAGAGAGAAACGGAUGCGUGCCAAGUGGGCUGAGGCGGCACGUACACGUUACGCUAGAAUGACGCCGGAGGAGAGAAGAGCUCAUAAUACAAGACGACGAAUGCGUCAAAUGCAGAAUGCAAUGAGCGCGAUUAAGGCGUGCGGAAUGGCAACUGGUGAUCCACAGAAGGAUGAUGAGGCUGUCCGCCAACACAUCAAGAACCAAAAUGCGAAGAAAGCGGAAGCGGCACGCCAGCGUUACCACCGAAUGAAUGAUGACGAGAAGCGCGUCUACAACCAACGACGUACCGAAGCAUUCAGAAGACGUCGCAUGGAAGAGGAGAUGCUUCUCGCGAUGCCAAUCGGAAGAAUCAACGGAGAAGCUCUCGAUCGUGCUCAACAGAUAGUCGUGCGUAACGCGAAGAGAGCGGAAGCCGCACGUCUUCGCUAUCAACGAAUGACUCCGGACCAGCGAAAGAUCGCGAAACAAGAACCCAAAGAUGAGUCUUGGCCCUCACAUGAAUCAGACACCCACGACCAUGAUCUCGGAGACUCCUACAACCAAAAGCGCUACACACCAAAGCGUCGUCGCAACGAGAUCGACGAUAUGAUGGCUGCCGGACAAAUGGCUGUUGGGUCCUCUGGAACCAUUGCUAUGGGCACCGGAACUCCAUCAAAGAAGGACGAUAUGGAUGCUCUCUCCACGUUGGAACGUGACGUCGUCAAGCGCACACAACACGCUCAACAGAUUCUUCUGAGACAACGCGCCAACCAGGCGUCGACUCCACGAUCCGAUACUCCACCACCACAACAGGCGUACAUCGUUAACAGCAACGGCCAGCCACAGCAUCAGCAGCUGGUCAGCAAUAAUGGACAUCAACAGAUCUUGCACGGUGGACACAUGCAACAACAGCAGCAAAUUCAGCAAUCCUCUCAAUCGAUUCCUCCAAACAUCUACACAUCCGGUAUGCUGAUUCAAAAUCAAGGCCAACAGGGACAAUCCCAGCAACAACAACAACAGAAUCAACAGAUUCUAAACAAUCCAUACAGAAAUUAA
Molecule: messenger RNA, 1662 nt
Organism: Caenorhabditis remanei
Lineage: Eukaryota; Metazoa; Nematoda; Chromadorea; Rhabditida; Rhabditidae
Exons: 10
Coding region: 1-1662 (553 amino acids)
Source: RefSeq, a predicted model, not a curated record